This is a messenger RNA of Etheostoma cragini (Arkansas darter), 2126 nucleotides long. It is a transcript of the gene zftraf1, whose product is annotated as cysteine/histidine-rich 1. The record is from RefSeq and is a predicted model, not a curated record. Lineage: Eukaryota; Metazoa; Chordata; Actinopteri; Perciformes; Percidae. Gene Ontology annotation, molecular function: zinc ion binding. Gene Ontology annotation, cellular component: nucleus. The transcript has 6 exons. The coding region runs from base 834 to 1964 and encodes 376 amino acids.
CCCCAAGUCAUCUGCCACAAUAAACAUUCCGCUGUCAGCCAAUCCACGGCUGUACUGAAGUAGUCACUGGCACAUAGAGACCGUUGCAGAUACAGACAAAUAUUUACUUUUAAAUACGGUUCUUCUAUUAUUUGCCACAAUCGAGAACCUGUCUGAGUAAUAACGAAUUUGACCCGGAGUCGUAAAGGCUGUGCAGGGUGAAGUCGGGGGAGACGGACAGGAAAAAAACAAAGAUGGCUGUGUAGCCAGAGAGACGAGUCCCAGCAGAACUGUCUCUAGCCGCAGCUUUAAUCACCGACAGGUCCCGUGGGUCCCGUGGACAGUCAGCCGGUACCGAAGCAGGGACGUUUGAUGAGCAGCCGAGCUGGGCCGCUGGUCUAGCUACAUCGGUGUUAGCUGCUGUCAUUACGAAUAACGGCGUCGAGUGUACAACAACAGCUGAGAGACGCCUGAGUUGUUUUUGUUCUGCAAGGGGAGAGAGGACUGCUGUGUUUGUGUCAACGUAGCUAGCCGCAUAGUCUGCUAGCCUCACUGUAAGUCAACAAAACUAGUCAACGCUUUGCACAUGAUCUCGUUAUUACACAAUCAUUGGCUUGUCAAAUUCCAAGCGCGUAACGUUAACUGGAGCGGGACAUUAACAGCGAUAAUAAGUUAGCCUGCAUUCCUUUCUGACAGCCUGCUGCCGUAGCGUUAGCCUUGCUAGCGUUAGCUAACGUUAUCUGUCAGCUGACCGUUAGCUUGACAGGUUGUAAGCUAACCCUGAGCUAACCUGCUAAUAUUUCGGGCUCAGUCUGGUCGCGGCAGGUACAUCUCAGAAAUUUCUAGACAUCAUAAUGUCUUCACUGGAAGAGAGAGACGGGGGCGUUGUGGCCGCCCCUGGCUCCUCCUCAGCCGGUUUGGGGGUCGGGGCCGUGGGGGCAGCGGUGGAGGCUGUCGCUGGGGUCGCAGCCAUGCAGGAGGAGGUCGGGAUACGACGAGAAGGGCCCGAGCCUGACCCAGACGAGCCACCCAAGAAGAGGGCGAGAUUGCCCGACGGAGAGUCAGGAAAGCUGGAGGAGAGACUGUACUCAGUGCUGUGCUGCACCGUGUGCCUAGACUUGCCCAAGGCUUCUGUAUAUCAGUGUACCAAUGGACACCUGAUGUGUGCAGGCUGUUUUAUCCACCUCCUUGCUGAUUCUCGUCUCAAGGAGGAACAGGCCACGUGUCCCAACUGCAGGUGUGAAAUCAGCAAGAACUUGUGCUGCAGGAACCUUGCAGUGGAGAAGGCUGUCAGUGAGCUGCCGACAGAAUGUACCUUCUGCCUAAAACAGUUCCCCCGCUCCAGCUUAGAGAGACACCAGAAAGAGGAGUGUCAAGACAGGGUGACACAGUGUAAGUACAAGAGGAUUGGCUGUCCUUGGCAAGGUCCAUUCCACGAGCUGCCAGCACAUGAGAGCGAGUGCUCCCAUCCCACUAAGACUGGUACAGAGCUGAUGGGAAUACUGGGAGAGAUGGACCAGAACCACCGCAGAGACAUGCAGCUCUAUAACAGCAUCUUCAGCCUGCUCUGCUACGAAAAGAUUGGUUUUACAGAAGUGCAAUUCAGGCCGUACCGAACGGAUGACUUCAUCACUCGUCUGUACUAUGAAACACCGCGCUUCACUGUUCUCAACCAGACGUGGGUGCUGAAGGCCCGUGUUAACGACUCUGAACGCAACCCCAACCUGUCCUGCAAGCGCACCCUCUCCUUCCAGCUCAUCCUCAAAAGCAAGGUGAACUCGGCCCUGGAGUGCUCCUUCCUGCUGCUGAAGGGGCCGUAUGACGACGUGCGGAUCAAGCCGGUCAUCCACCACCACUCCUUCUGCAACGACGCCAAUGAGACCGACUACGUCCCUCUCCCCAUCUCCGAUUCGGUGGAGUGCAACAAACUGCUGGCCGCCAAAAACAUCAACCUGCGCCUGUUCAUCUUCCAAGUCCAAAAAUAAAGAGUUGGGGAAGAGAAGGAGGAGGAGGAGGAGGAAUAAGAAGAAUGGUGAUGGAGGGCGAGGGGCUGGGAGAGAGGAGUGAUGAAGAUUAAAGAAAGACACCACUGAACCACUGAUACCUCUUUAUACACACACACACACACACACAAACAUACUCUCACA